Odocoileus virginianus texanus is the source of this 1023-nucleotide messenger RNA. It is a transcript of the gene SPMIP1, whose product is annotated as sperm microtubule inner protein 1. Lineage: Eukaryota; Metazoa; Chordata; Mammalia; Artiodactyla; Cervidae. The record is from RefSeq and is a predicted model, not a curated record.
AGUUGGACUGAGAAGAUUGUGCCAGCCUGGUCUUCUGAAUUAAAUGUAACCAGCUCUGGCAGGGAGGAAUGGAAGCAGGCUUGUGUCCAGACCCCUGAUGCCCCUGCUUGAGUCUCUAUUGGCUGGGAGGGGUCGGGACCUCAAGGGAUGGAAGCAGGAACCACAGCAAACCUGGAAGCCAGAGAUACUUAGCUUGAGUCUGGCAAGAGGUUUGGGGGUCAAGGCUCUUAGCCAGUGGGCCCUGGCCUGAGGCUGCCUCAGCAAGCAAGGCAGGUGAAGUAUGCUGAGGGCAUGGCCCUGUGUGAGGUGAGGCACGGUUGCCGAGUGACUGUCCCUGGGCAGCCACCUGCUGUCAGAGGGACUCUGCCUGCUGUGCUCACCCCUUGGCGGCAGGCACCCCGCUCCUGCUCUUUCCUGUGCCUCCAUGUCUCGGCAACUCAGCAUGGACACGGUGCGGCAGAACUUCUGGAAGGAGGAAUACCUGAGGGAGAAGAUGUUGCGCUGCGAGUGGCACCACAAGUACGGGUCCCUGGUGAAGGCCAAGCAGAAGGCCAAGGCUGCAGCCCGCCUGCCCCUCAAGCUGCCAACCCUGCCCCCCAAAGCCCCACUGUCACCCCCACCCGCCCCCAAAGCAGUUCCUUCCAGGGCCUCCAGCCCCUCCUUGGAGGCUCCUAUUCAGUCAGAGAUGUACCCAGUCCCACCUGCCACCCGGGCCCUGCUGUACGAAGGCAUCUCCCAUGACUUCCAGGGCCGCUACCGCUACCUCAGCACCCGAAAACUGGACAUGCCAGAGAAACGCUACCUCUUUCCCAUCACCACCAACUUCACAUAUGGCUGGCAGCUGGGCCCUCCAGUGAAGCAAGAACUGGUCUUCUGCAAGAUGUGCCGCACUGAAUCUUUCUUCCGCAAGAAUGGGGCCUUCGCGCUCCUUGAUCCCCGGGAUUUGGCCCUCUGACCUUGAGCAGGGCAGAGAGCUUAGGGGAGGGAAGAAGAAAUAACACACCUCCUGGUGGGGCGAAGCUG